AAACACAAUGCUAUCGUUCUAAUCUAUAGAUAAAAUUUAAAUUUCCCUCCUUUUCAUUGGCCAAUUAACCACAAAUAAAACUCUCAAGUUGAUCCAAUAUUUCAAUUGUUUUGUUAAAACUAAAAAUACAAAAAUAUCACGUUUCAAUGUUGUAACAAUUUAGUGGUAGCUAAGAUAAACAAUGUGUUUAAUUUAUAUUCGUUUCUAAUUUUUGUAAAUUAGUAUGUCAGCAGUAGAAGACCCAAAUAAUGAGAAGUAUCUUCAGUGUGCCCAUAAAAUCUGGGAGAGAUUUACUCAGUGGAUACACUGCAUAUGUGUUGUUACCUUCGACUUAGAGUUAGGACAAGCUUUAGAGAACGUGUAUCCCAAGCAUGUAACCUUAACGAAACAAGAAAUUUCUAAUAUUUGUUAUUUGGCGUUUCCCGACUCGAAUUCGGGAUGUAUGGGUGAUACUAACUUUGUGAUACGUUUACCACGAAGCCCCGGUAAAUCGGAGUUAAGUCGAGAGCAUCACAGAUAUAACUCGACCUGUCCAGUCGCGCUACAAAUUCAUGCCGGAUAUUAUUGGGGUUACGUUUAUUUUAGGCAAGUUAAAGACAUUUCGCUACCACGAGGCUACUUUCAAAAGAGCGUGGUUAUUUUAUCUAGGCUACCGUUUAACAAAUUAUUUAGUACAAUUAGUUGUUUAAUAUCGCCGGAGUAUUUCGAAAAUGGGGAACCUAGCCUUGAAGCUGCAUGUCAUAAUAUUGAUAAGUGGCCACCUCCUGUACCCGGUGAAACUUUGAACUUACCUUUGAUGGGGUCUGUGUUUCAGUCCGCGCCAUUUUUUAAGACUGCAUCUAAAAAUGUAUUGGACAUCUUUAAUAAGGUUGAAAUACCGUACCACAAUCCGUCGAAACCUUUGAAUGGCAAUAAAGAGUUUUUGAUGUCGCUCGAAAAUCAAGUUCAGAUAUCCUCCGUAGAAGACUUAGAUUUGUUUGAAAUUUUACAACCGAUCUUAUCUCACAUCCAUCUUUUGUGGGAAUUAGUUUUGACCUCCGAACCAUUAGUCGUAAUGGCAUCUUCGCCCACAACAUGCUCUGCCAUGGUUCUAGCCUUAACAAGAAUAAUUUCUCCACUGAAGUACUGUGCAGAUUUCCGACCGUAUUUUACAAUCCAUGAUAGCGAAUUUAAACAGUUUACUAGCAAAGUGAGUAAUGCUCCUCCGAUGAUUUUAGGAGUUACGAACCCAUUUUUUGCGAAAACUUUACACCACUGGCCUCAUACGAUACGUUUAGGAGAUGAGUCAAGCCAGAGCCAAACAUAUAAACUGAAAAAAAACGCGAACAUUAAAAUGUUAGAUAUAAGACCCGGAGUGUACACAACGUAUAAAACGUUUUUACACAAAGACAAGACUGUUAUUAAAAACUUAUUGCUCGGAAUUAAUGUCAAACGCCCACCUGAAGUGCAGUCUGCUUUAUUACGACGCCAUUUGUUGGAACUUACACAUAGCUUUAUCAUACCGUUAGAAAGAUACAUCGCUAGUUUAAUGCCUUUAUUGAGAAAUAUUUCUCCAUUUAAGGCCGCUCCCGCGCCAUUAACUUUUAAUCCAGACAAUUUUUUUGCAACUUUGGACAGUACCGGACCUCAAUUGACAUCUGGAAUCAAAGGUGAUUGGGUGGGAUUGUAUAAGAAAUUUUUUCGUUCGCCCAACUUUAACGGCUGGUUUGAAAUGAGAUACAAAGAAUUGGUAUUGAAGUUGCAGGCCUUGCAGCUGGAAGCGUUAUCAGACGCUGAUUUAAAGUUAUGGGUUCAAGGGAAACCAGAAGUGGAAGUUGUCGACAUGUUUUUGAAAAUCAAGAAAAUUAUCAAAACCGGCGAACGGGAUAUACCAAUAAACGAUGUAACAAGAGAACAGUUGGGCCAGCGAUUGCAAGAUAUAUUGUCUUCAUUACCCGACGAUGUUAAGAACAUUUUGCAAGUUACUUGACAGUCAGUGUUUUAAAAUGAGCCUUUUUUUUACAACACAGUGUUUUGAUCAAUUUCGUUAUAGGUACCCACAAUGAUGUGGUCCAAGUUACAGCAAUACAAUGGAUAUACCUGUACUAGGUACAGUUGCAAUUUCUAUCAUAAGAGCACAGGUUAGAGUUCUCAUACUGCCGUUUUAUUAGCGACCCACGCGAAGCAUUUGACUCUCUUUAAUCUUCAUUCAAUUGAAAUCGCUAAUUACAGUACCGCUUAUUUAUUACUUUGUUCUUUUACUUUCAUAACGCAAUUAGUGCAAUUGUGGAAUUUCUAUAAUCGUGAUACCCACCUACCUUCAGCCUUAGG
Photinus pyralis (common eastern firefly) is the source of this 2310-nucleotide messenger RNA. Its product is annotated as protein DENND6B. Bases 224 to 1969 code for a protein of 581 amino acids. The record is from RefSeq and is a predicted model, not a curated record. Lineage: Eukaryota; Metazoa; Arthropoda; Insecta; Coleoptera; Lampyridae. The transcript has 9 exons. Gene Ontology annotation, cellular component: recycling endosome. Gene Ontology annotation, molecular function: guanyl-nucleotide exchange factor activity.